AUGAAGAAGUGGCAGACCAAGGCUGAAGACUGCGACCGUCGUGCUGCAGUACGAGCCAAGGACGUGAAGACCCGCUAUGACACUCGCGCCCACUCACUUUCCAAGCUAACAGUUGGGGCGCAUGUGCGCAUCCAGGAUCCCACCCCCAAGCGUUGGGAUAAGUUUGGCACUGUCAUGGGUAUUGGCAAAUCUCGUGAUUAUCACAUCAGGCUUCCAAGUGGCCGUAUACUGUGGCGCAAUCGACGCUUCUUGCGCCCUACACAGCUCAUGAUUGGACACUCAACUGAUUUG
Molecule: messenger RNA, 291 nt
Organism: Penaeus monodon (black tiger shrimp)
Lineage: Eukaryota; Metazoa; Arthropoda; Malacostraca; Decapoda; Penaeidae
Exons: 1
Source: RefSeq, a predicted model, not a curated record